AGGAAGUUCCGGGUGAGGGGUAAGAAAGGAGGAAGUAGAGAGGAGACAUUGCUGGAACUGGCAGCAGAGGAGGUACGGUACAGUGCAGGUAAUUCUCAGUUUAUUUUCCAUCUACAGAGAGGAGAGAUUUCAUGACCACAUCAAUGAGGAUGGAUGAGGACCAAAAUCAUGUGUCGGAGAGGAUAUUGGACCUCACCCUGGAGAUCAUCUACCUGCUUACCGGAGAGAAUUAUUAUCAUUUGUCUUUACACAGCAUUAUAAAGUAGUGAAGAAAAUAUCUGGUGAGCCUUUACCACCCAGCAGCCGUCUUCACAGGAUAUCACCCAUCUCAGUGCCUCCACCUCACUGCCUGACAACAGAGGGAACCUGUGCCAAGAAGAUUCUAGAAGCCACCAAGAAGAUGAUGGAGCUGCUGACAGGAGAGGUUCCUAUAAGGUGUCAGGAUGUCACUGUCUAUUUCUCCAUGGAGGAGUGGGAGUAUUUAGAAGGACACAAGGACCUCUACAAGCACGUCAUGAUGGACCAUCAAGCUUCUCUUCAUUCUGAAAAGAUGGAAAAAAAGAACAUUUAUUUUAGGGAUAUGAUUCUAAAGAACACCCUGGAGAUCAUCUACCUGAUGACAGGAGAGGACUGUUCUGUAGUUAUGAAGACAUCUAUUGAGAACUUUUCAGAAGUAAGAAGUCAAAGCUUGUCCUCAGGGCUGAGUCCCAUCCGAAUACCUACACGUCCGUUCCUACGUCAUGAGAGAGAGAACAAGCAGAAGGUCCUAGAAGUCACCCAGAAGAUGAUGGAGCUGCUGACAGGAGAGGUUCCUAUAAGGUGUCAGGGUGUCACUGUCUAUUUCUCCAUGGAGGAGUGGGAGUAUUUAGAAGGACACAAGGAUCUCUACAAGGAUGCCAUGAUGGACAAUCAGCCGCCCCUCACAUCACCGGAUUGAUCCAGUAAUGGGAACCCACCAGAGAGAUGUCCCCGUCCUCUGUAUUCCCGGGAUUCCACACAGGAAGGUCACACCUUCCCUCACAAUCAUCAGAGUGAAGAACUGAAAGACAUCAAAGUUGAGGUUAAAGAGGAAGAAGAAGAGACGUUGGUGAGUGGAGAUCAACAGUCUAUGGAGGAGGGGGAGAUGGUUGUGAAAAGCAAGCAGGAGGAAUCUUCUCUAGAUAUUGGCACGGGUAAGUAGUAAACACCAAAUGUACUGAAUACAUGUUCCUGUUAAAUAAAUGAAUGUAAAGUAAGUGAUGUAAUCAACCGGCUU
Molecule: messenger RNA, 1255 nt
Organism: Staurois parvus
Lineage: Eukaryota; Metazoa; Chordata; Amphibia; Anura; Ranidae
Source: the annotation of a GenBank genome assembly